AUGUCGACCUCGGGGAUUCCAAAGUCCAUGCUGGCGUGGCAGAAGCAUUUUGGGUCAACGGAACCGGCAUGUGCGAGAUUUCGCGCGGAGAAUGUUCUGACCCAUGGCAAUGGCUACCAGGUGCGUGUCGAAGUGCCGGUGCCGACCGCCCCGGAAGAUGGGCUCUUGGUGAAGGUUCUUGCUGCCGGAGUGUGCCACAGCGACGUACAUUUAUUGAAGUCGGAGACCAAGCCGUCAUACUAUUUGGACAAGUAUACCUUGGGCCACGAAGGCUGCGGAGAAGUAGUUUCGGUCGGUUCGUCCGCCACCAAGUUCAAACCCGGCAACCUGGUAUCUGUGCUGUCUGUUCCGGGGUGCGGCCAACCAACCUGUUAUGAAUGUAGCCACGGAGUGGCCCAGAUCUGCGAAGGCGGCGAACACUAUGGCAUUGGCCAUGAUGGCUCUUACGCACCAUAUGUUGCCAUCCGCGAACGGGCUGCUGUCAGACUGCCUCCUGGAGUCAGUCCCGCUGUUGGUGCAGUGGCCACCGACGCGGUCAUGACGGCUUACCAGGCCGUUGUGGGCCGAGCCAAGGUCAAGAAGAGCGACACCGUCUUGCUGUAUGGGCUUGGGGGCCUGGGCUUUAAUGCCCUGCAGAUUGUCUUGGGCAUUGGAGCACGGGUCAUUGCCGUCGACCAACGACAGGCAGUGCUCGAUGAGGCUGUCAGGUAUGGGGUCAGGGAGGAGGACGUGGUACCGGUCGGGACGAAGAGUGUGAGCGAGUGGGUUGGCAAGAAGGGAUUGGCCGUGGACAGUGUGCUUGAUUUCGUGGGUGUGCCCGAUACCUUCAAAAAUGCACUGGAAAGCGUCCGCCCCGCAGGCACCGUUGUCCUGGUCGGCCUGAUGAAUCCCACCUUCACCUUCGAUGCGCUGGUCGCUCUCCGCAAACGGCUUGAUAUUCUCGGCAGCUUCGGUGGCACCUAUGCUGACCUGGAAGCCUGCUUGGACCUGAUCGCGAAAGGGGUCAUUGUGCCGCAGGUUGAGACGGCCAGCUUGGCGGAUUUUCCUCAAGUGCUGGCCGAUCUGGAUGCGGGCAAGGUGAAGAGCAGGAUUGCACUGAUUCCAGAAGGCAUAUGA
This is a messenger RNA of Capronia epimyces CBS 606.96, 1116 nucleotides long. RefSeq lists its product as uncharacterized. Bases 1 to 1116 code for a protein of 371 amino acids. The record is from RefSeq and is a predicted model, not a curated record. Lineage: Eukaryota; Fungi; Ascomycota; Eurotiomycetes; Chaetothyriales; Herpotrichiellaceae. Gene Ontology annotation, molecular function: oxidoreductase activity; zinc ion binding. The transcript is spliced from 5 exons.